Messenger RNA from Anopheles coustani, 3972 nucleotides. It is a transcript of the gene babo, whose product is annotated as TGF-beta receptor type-1. Bases 867 to 2792 code for a protein of 641 amino acids. The record is from RefSeq and is a predicted model, not a curated record. Gene Ontology annotation, biological process: cellular response to growth factor stimulus; nervous system development; activin receptor signaling pathway. Gene Ontology annotation, molecular function: ATP binding; activin receptor activity, type I; activin binding. Lineage: Eukaryota; Metazoa; Arthropoda; Insecta; Diptera; Culicidae. The transcript is spliced from 10 exons. Gene Ontology annotation, cellular component: activin receptor complex; plasma membrane.
AAAUAGCGAAAGGAAAAACGGGUUUUCGUACAUUCCACGCACGACUUCGACGGAUUUGGUUGACCGGCACCAUCGGAUAGCGGCGUGGAACGCAUUAUUGAAUUCGGUUUGUGUGUGCUUGAAUGGUGAUCGGGGUUGAAAACAAACACGCACCCAGAACAGAAGCUCCACGUAAUCAUCGUUUUUGCUUGCCCAUCGGAAAACACGGAAAAACGAUUCAGUCAUUUUCCGUAGCAAGCGUGCAGUCGAAUGCGUACGUGCGUCUGUGUGUGAGUGGGCAGCGUUGCGGAUGUGUGCGCGCCAUUUUUUGGCAAAACCAUCGGUAUCCUCAUCCUCGGCAGGAUCCAUUCUCCAGUGAGCCGGGCGAGGCGAGCGACACUGUGAAGUGAGCGAGCGAGCGAGCGAUUGGGCUUGAUUGUGUUUGUGCUGUGGUGCUCGUGUGCCGUGUCCUCGCCCCACGGUCGUUGGUCGUGUUUUCGUGCGCGGUGAUUACGCUGCGGUUGCGAUAUUAUCCUUCGUCGCCUGCCCGGCAAAAUUUUCCGAGCCUGUCGCCGUGAGAAAGUGAGAGUGAACGUGGAGUGCACGAAUCAACCCAGAAGCACAUCGAAAAAGAAAAUAAAAGAUCAAGUGUAAAAAAAAUACAUAAAUUGAGGAAGCCAACACUCCUGAUGCCCGGAGUGAGGCAGUUGCGAAAGCGAAGCGCAAAAAGGGAAAUCCAACAUGAAAUAAUCAAGUGCUAAUCUCUGCUGAUGAGCAACAAUUGCGAUCGUGAUCCAUCGAAACGUCUUCGUCUGCGCCACCACCGCGUUACGGAUCGUUUCCGGUCGCUGCGCCUGUGAAGCCCGUGACCCGGAGCAAAUUCAGCAAUGACGCAGGCCAUCUCGGCGGUUACGACUAUUAUUGCUCCUACCAUCCCUUCUUCUUCUGCUACUACUACUACUUCUACUUCUACCGGCCCCGGACCGGGCACGACGAGGAUCGUGAUUGAUCGUAAAGUGGCAAACCGUAGUGAAACGUUCGCCACCAUGCGGAACAAACUUGGACGCCUUGGUGGUGGCGGUAGGAUGCUCAGGGGGCCGCGAUGCUGGUCGACGGUUUCACUGCUUUCAGCCGCCAUGUUCCUGCUUCUGCUGCCCAGCUUCGGCGAGCACACUUUUGCCAAAGCAUCGACGAUUUACCGACACACGGCCGACGAUAACGAUACGUCAAUGCAGCAGCAGCAAGCGAAGGAUCACCAGCAGUCGCAUGGAAAGUAUUCCAGCUCGAACGAGAACUUUUCCCCACCGGCGGCCGGUGGAGCGCAGGCUUUGGCGCCGGCCUCCCUGCAGGCGGCCUCGCCCCAAACGAUGACACUGACGGCGGAUAAAAAUAAAACUAAAUUAUUAAAAUGUCACUGCGACAUUUGCAAGGACGAAAACUACGUGUGCGAAACCGAUGGCGUUUGCUUCACCUCGGUGACGAAGGAAGCCGACGGCAAACACAAGUACUCCUACAGCUGUAAGCCGAAAAAGUACGACCUGGCCGAUCGGCUGCCCCUGAGUUGUCUAACCUCGAAGGAAAAGAGUACCACCUUCAAUAUCGAGUGUUGCAACACUGACUUCUGCAACCAUAACAAACUCUUGACACUGCCCGAACCAGCACCCACAGAGGAGAAGUGGCCGUUUCCGCUCGUGGUCCCCGUCCUGCUGGUCAUCCUUACGGUGAUAAUUUCGGCAGGCAUGCUACUGCUUUGGCGCACACGCCGGAAGCGCAACAGUGGGGCUCGUCAAAUUCUGCCGGAGGAUUCGGUGUGCGGCGCGAGUUACCCCAUCCUGAACGGGCACACGACACUGCAGGACUUUAUCGAGAUGACGACGUCCGGUUCGGGUUCAGCCGGCCUUCCGCUGCUGGUGCAACGUUCUAUCGCUCGUCAGAUUCAGCUGGUCGAGGUCAUUGGCAAGGGGCGCUUCGGUGAGGUGUGGCGCGGCAGAUGGCGCGGCGAGAACGUCGCGGUGAAGAUCUUCUCCAGCCGCGAGGAGUGCUCCUGGUCCCGGGAGGCGGAAAUCUAUCAGACGAUCAUGUUGCGCCACGAAAACAUUCUCGGUUUCAUCGCUGCCGACAAUAAGGACAACGGCACCUGGACGCAACUUUGGCUGGUGACGGACUAUCACGAGAAUGGUUCGCUGUUCGAUUUCCUUACCGCACGCUACGUCGAUCCGGAUACGAUGCUCGAGAUGGCGUACUCGAUCGCGACCGGCCUAGCCCAUCUGCACAUGGAUAUCGUCGGCACCCGGGGCAAACCGGCUAUCGCCCACCGAGAUCUCAAGUCGAAGAACAUUCUGGUCAAGUCGAACCUCACCUGCUGCAUAGGCGACCUCGGGCUGGCGGUGCGACACAUCGUCGCCACCGACACGGUGGACACGCCGUCGACGCAUCGUGUCGGCACCAAGCGCUACAUGGCCCCGGAGGUGCUGGACGAGACGAUCAACGUUAAUCAGUUCGAUUCGUUCAAGCGGGCGGACGUGUACGCGUUCGGGCUCGUCCUGUGGGAGAUCGCGCGGCGGUGUAACGUCGACGGUGUCUACGAAGAGUACCAGCUGCCUUUCUUCGACGUCGUACAGCCCGAUCCCACCAUCGAGGAGAUGCGAAAGGUUGUCUGUGUGGAUCAGCUACGUCCCAGCAUACCGAGCAAAUGGAUUGCCUGCGAUACACUGCACGCGAUCUCGAAGGUGAUGAAAGAAUGCUGGUACCAACAUCCGGCCGCCCGCCUCUCAUCGCUCAGGAUCAAGAAAACGUUAGCCAUCCUUCGCUAAACGUUAGCUCGUUUAGGUGGUAAGAAGGUAUACAUUGUUUAGGGUAUCAUUCAAAAUAUUUCAUUUCUCUGUGAGCCUCCCCGAUAGCCACUUAAGGGAUGAAUUUGAGGUUCUUCAACACCCUCAGCAAAAGUGUAAUCAGCAAAAAUGUACACACAGGGGCUGGGGAUAAAUGAGCUGGAGUGUUCCGCAAGACGGACAACAACGGAAACGAAACAUAGAGACAGAGUGAAAACCGCAAACACACAGCUAACUAACUAAGACUCAUUUUUAAUCGUAAGACCUAUUAGUGCGUAAGCCUAACUAAGAAGACACUGCGAGAUGUGGCAGUGUUGCAUGUUUCUUGUAGCUGUAAGUAAGCCCGAACACUAGAGUGAGGGAGUGUGUAUGUAAUGUGUGUAACUGUGUAUGUACAGGAUGGGUGAUUGCUGAAAGGCUGUGUGAAUGAGGUACGCUAGUAGACAAGGGGGAGACAUAUUGCCACCCUUUCCACGGUAUGAGAGUGAGUAGUUGUGUAGCGACUGCGACCGAAAAAAUGCUGCCGUAAGUGCACCACUAACCGUGUGGGAGAGUUUGUCCUCUCUGCGCCGGUUCUUUACAUGUGCACCGUGAAGAAAACAUUCAUAUUUAUUUUUUCAUUAUUCAACGAAAAAGGAAGCCAUUAUGACCGAGGGGCGGCACGUGCAAAUCCCGUAGCCUAACAUUUUUAAGUUGAACGUUUUAUUCCACCUGGCGUAGUGGUCACAAACUACGCGUCCCAAACCAACCAACCAACUAACCAACAAACCGGCAAACAAAGACUAGAAACAUAUCCACACCCCAUUUUUUACAAACCGCCAACCAACCUCCGCCAAGCAACAGAGAACAGAGCAAAAGAAGGAUUAGGAAAAAAAAGCACAUGCAUACACGACACAAACAAGCAUAAUUUACGAAAAACUAACAUAGAACAAAAUGGGACACAAUAUUGUGUCGAGCAGAAACAACGCAUCAACAAAAUAAGACGACAGAUUGAAUGGAAAUAAUGGCUACAAGGAACCGAUUGAAAACGAAACAAACAAAACAUUCUCAUACCUCCAAUUUUUAAUAAGAGAACGGAAAUAAAUUUCCGGCAAAAUGAAGAAAAGAAAAAAUAACUAUUGAAUAUAAAACAAGGUGUGUACAGAAACAAAAAAAAACAAAA